Kluyveromyces lactis is the source of this 570-nucleotide messenger RNA. RefSeq lists its product as uncharacterized. The transcript has a single exon. Gene Ontology annotation, cellular component: U1 snRNP; nucleus. The record is from RefSeq and is a predicted model, not a curated record. Gene Ontology annotation, biological process: mRNA splicing, via spliceosome; mRNA 5'-splice site recognition; spliceosomal snRNP assembly. The coding region runs from base 1 to 570 and encodes 189 amino acids. Lineage: Eukaryota; Fungi; Ascomycota; Saccharomycetes; Saccharomycetales; Saccharomycetaceae. Gene Ontology annotation, molecular function: pre-mRNA 5'-splice site binding; zinc ion binding.
AUGGUAAGGUUUUAUUGUUGGUACUGUAAAUCAUACCUUACACAUGACACUGCCAGUGUGCGGAAAUCACAUCUUCUAGGAAAGAACCACAUACGGCUUGUGGCCGACUAUUAUAGAAACAUAUCCUUGAUCGAAGAAUCCAAGAAGCUUAAACGUACGAAGAAUAGGAAACCGCACGAGAAAGAAGUCACGGAAUCAAGAAAUGCUCCCCGAUGCGUGAUACAUUGUCCGACGAAUAGGAGGAAACGCAUGAUGAAAAUAACGAAGAAUAAAGACACUUUAGAUGAUCUUGAUGUACUUGAUGCAAUUUACAAAGGAUCUCCAGGUUACGAACGAAUUUUCAGACCAGAGAACCGAAUAGAUAUUGGUCAUUUGUUAAAAGUGAGUAAACAGCCACAAAGAGGAAACGUAAACCGUAAUAGUGUCGCAAAACCAACUUUAAACGAAUCUACGUCCGUCCUCCCACCUCCAAGGACGUUGGCCUGGAAUAAUACUUACUCGAUGAAGUUUCAUGAUCCGUCUCUUCUUCAGAAGUCCAUUAAUCAUACUGUGAAGCAGUUGAAGAGGUAA